Messenger RNA from Morone saxatilis (striped sea-bass), 4076 nucleotides. RefSeq names its product zinc finger protein 385B (gene znf385b). The record is from RefSeq and is a predicted model, not a curated record. Gene Ontology annotation, molecular function: nucleic acid binding; zinc ion binding. Lineage: Eukaryota; Metazoa; Chordata; Actinopteri; Moronidae. The coding region runs from base 1 to 930 and encodes 309 amino acids. Gene Ontology annotation, cellular component: nucleus. The transcript has 7 exons.
AUGUCCAGAAGUGGGUGUGGUGCAGUGGGCGGAGCAUUGCCGGGGCUCAUAGGCGCUACUGGUCCCUCAGUGAUGAUGAAACCAUUCCUGUCGUUUCCUGUCGAGACAACAUCGCCGGUCGGACUUUUCCCAAACUUCAACACGAUGGACCCGGUGCAGAAGGCCGUCAUCAACCACACCUUUGGUGUUACUUUGGUACCCAAGAAGAAACAGGUCAUCUCAUGCAACGUCUGCCAGCUGAGGUUCAACUCUGACGCCUCCUCCCAGGAUGCUCCUCUCUCAGCGGAGUCUGAGGAGGAGAAGGCAAAGAAGCUGCUGUACUGCUCUCUGUGUAAAGUCGCCGUCAAUUCUCUGUCUCAGCUGGAGGCUCAUAAUGCAGGUUCAAAGCACAAGACAAUGCUGGAGGCUCGGAGCGGCGCGGGGCCGAUCAAGGCCUACCCUCGACCCGGAGCCAAGCUGAAGAACGGCAGCACCUCCGGAGUGAAGGGCUCCGGCCUGCAGAAUAAAACCUUUCACUGCCAGAUCUGUGAUGUCCAUGUCAAUUCUGAGAUCCAACUCAAACAGCACAUCUCCAGCAGGAGGCACAAGGACAGAGUGGCAGGAAAACCCAGCAAACCCAAAUACAGCCCUUAUAACAAACCGCAGCGCAGCUCACUCACUAAGGAGUUGGUGAAGCCCUCCCUCUCUCCCUCCUUCCUCUCCACACCCUUUGCUCCUCCGCCGUCCUCCCUCACCUCCACCAUCUCACUCCCUCCCUCCUCUCUUGCCUCUACCCCCCUCCUCACUACCACCUCCUCUCCCCUCACCCCUGCCAUCUCUCUCCACCAUCGCCCUCCAAACACCUCGUCCCUCUUCACAGCCUCCUUCCUGCGUCCGGCUCCUGGACCAAUCAGAACGAGCCAAGGAUCGAUUCUCUUCACACCUUACUGAUGAUGGCAGUGUUGGCUGUGUGGAGUCGAACUGGCGACCUUUGACCUCUGACCUCCAGUUUGUUGGAGCCACAGAGGCAGAAGAGUCCAGUAGAGACAUCAGCUUCGCCAUCAUGGCUGCAGGGAUUCAAACCUGCAACCUUCUCACCUGACUGAGGCUUCGAAAGAAGACAUGAGAGGACAGAACCUCCUCGUCCUUUUGUCUGGAUCAGACGAUUUCUUCUCCUUCUCGGGUCCGAAAAUUCACAGCUGACCUGACAGAAAGCUUUGAUGAUGUUAUCCGAACCAGAAAUGGACUCGCUGCUUUAAAUAAUCCACAGACCCGAAGGUGAACAGGAGAGAGACUGAAAGGUUCCCACAAAUCCUGGAAAAACUGGGAUUUUUAAAAUGCAGUCAUAGAUAUCUGGUGAUGGAAAAAUCCUGGAAAAUGUACAGAAUCAACCCACAAUUUGAAGAAAGCAAUAAGUGGUCCAAAAAAAUCAGUAUGCAGCUUUUUUGUCGUCCCCAUUUGUCAUUUUGAUGCUCCAGAUUUAGCUGAUUCAAAACAUUCAACUUGAGGAAAAAUAACUUUCUUUCCUUGAUCUUCUUACCAAAAAGAACCCUAAAGUACCUCGACAUUCAUGACAAAUGAUUCUUUGUGGCAGCCUGAAUCUACUGAAAAUAAAUGUUGAGUUUGGUUUUAAUAUAUUUUUGUUUGAUUGAAAUAACAAUAAUCAGAACCAGGAUUCAUGAGGAACCAGAAUCUAAAAGGUCUCAAUAAUACUCAAACCUGCUCCUGGUUAAGAAGACACACUGGUGCCAGAAAUUUGCUGCAUUUUGAUGCAGCCUUUUGUUGAGACCAGACCCAAAGGUUUACAAGAAAGGCUGGACUCAGAGCCCCGCUCAGGUCGGGUCCUCAGAGUUUGGAGGGGGUUGGUUCUGCCUCAACAAAUUUUCCCUGAACACAGAAGCUCUUCUUCUUCCUGCUGGAGGAACUAACCAGCACAAAUCUGAUGUCAGAAAACUCUGCAGACAUCCUCCAUCAUGAACGAAUACGACUGCAGAUGUCUUCAUGUCAGCACUGGACUGUGGCGCCACAGGUGCCCUCUUUCAGACGUCCCUGCACUCAUGUUCGACUCGUUCCUAACAUACAGCAGCUUUGUGUCUCAACCCAUUUGUUCCUACUGAAGUCAUGGCCAGGAUUAAAGGAAUACCAAGGUCUAAACUGUCCCAGCACAACCUCACCACCCCUGAAGUGUUUCACCUGCCAAGAAAACAUUUUGGAGGGUUUUCUAAGUUAACAAGAGAAAGUUAAAAAGAAUUCCAAGGUUAAUAAAAAUGGGGAAUUCAACUACCAAGUUAAAAUAAAGUGGAAUUAUCCUUUAAUGGAAACAUAGUUUUAACUGUCCCGCAGCAAUGGGAGCCUAAAAAAGCUCAAUAUUCUCUUUCAGAUUUAUGGCAAGAUGAACAUUUUAACAGUUUUAACAGGCCUGCUCAUUUUGGUAAAACUCAGCAAAACCCCAAUAAGCCUUAACAGAAAGUCACAUCAAAUGAUAAAUUCAGGACGGUUUGUUACUCAUUGUUGACCUCCUGCUGUAUGUUCGGAACCAGAGUUUGAACUGAAGUACAAGUAAAUGAACUCCUCCUCCUUACAUCUGAUGUCCACACUCCUGCCUGUACCUGUUGUCGUCUUCACUGCCGGCGUGUUACAGACUCACUCUGCACUCUGGACUGGGCUACUUCCUGGUUUUACAGUGAAAAAGGCCUUUCGUCCUAACUGUUGCCUGGUGUGAACGCUCAGUCUGUCGGUUUUGUUUGGGUCAACCUUCCUGCUGUCACUGAGUCUGAUGAGAACUUUUAGGAUUUUAAGGCAUCUGAGCAGAACUUUUAUUGUCACUGAAACUUUUAUCGAAGAGAGUCAGAGGAACUUUUCAUAACCUGCAACAGCAAAGGAACGUUUUCCUUAAAUAAGCUUAUUCACUUUCCAUGAGCAAAAGAAGAUAUUAACUGGUUGCUUUUUUUUCUGUGCUAUAAUAAUUUAUUUUACACUGUAUGUUGUAAAUAUUUACCCAAAGCUUUUUCAGGACUUUCAAACAACCGCACAAUGUGUCCAUCCAUCCAACAUAUUGGUCCUCCUGUCAAGAUUUGAAUGACCCCUUUAGAUUAGACCCCAUUACCUUUCCUCUAGUGCCACUGUCAGGAUAAACAUUUCUUACUCCACCACUACUAAGGCUCUAAAAAUGACAAAACAAUUAUAUGUGGCAGAAUAAUCUCAACUCAACUGUCCACCUACUAGCUUUAUUCUGAGCUUUCAGUUGCAUCUGAAUGGAGAUGGCGUGUGGAGCUGUAUAUGGUAAGCCCUGUCUCUCUUCAAAGAUGGUCUCUGACAUCGGGUAUGAUUUCUCUCAGGCCAUCAACUGACUCCGGGGCCAUGGCCUUUGACCUCUUCCCGAUUAAUGCUGUUAAUGAUAUUGGUUUGGUGUUUGCAGAAAGCUGAUGUUAUCUUCAUUGUUUAUUCGUAGCGUAUGAGAAGUGAUUGAAUGCUCUGAAAAGAGCUCAUAAGUGGACUUUUGAUUUGGAAUUAUUUUCAGUAUAUUGCUGUGUGUGUCCAUCACUUUUAUAUUGUGGCUGUAAUGAACACCGCUGCCUCCACGGGGCACUGGCCGCACAGUUGAUGGUUGGUCUGGUGUUUUAAACAAGCUGACAAAUGUCCUCCACGUAAAAAAAUAAAAACGUUCAGGUGGUUGUUUGACAGUCGUGAAAAUGGCUUCCCAGAACCAGGAGAAACCAUAGAAAACUUCACUCAAAGUUAAAGACGGGGUGAAAAACCUCCUCCCCCAUGGUGAUGUAACAGGGCUGCACUCAGUCUGUUUCUCUCCUCUGAUAGCUUUUGUUUAAAGCUUUGUCUCUUUAUCUGAGGGAGAGUCCCUUCUUCCAAUCUGUGAUCAAUUAUUUAAAAUGUGAGGAAAUGAAGCAAUGAGUGAUGAAUGGGUGUUCAGUCUUAUUGGCUGGGUUGGACUUAAAUGAGAGGUUCACAUUUAAUUUACAGGACUACAGAAAUAAUUACAGUGACCAGUAACUCCUAAAAUGAUUAAUUGGCAAAAAAUGUAAACCUUUCCUAUAAUGGGAAAGUCCUUUGGCUCAUUUUGUUGGACUUAAAUAAAAUAA